CUCCAACGUAAUAUUACCCAAUCAGCGCUUAGGUAUCCGGCCUGCAUCUGCCGACCACCUUGAGAUCUAGCUAGUAAUUGAUCAUUGCCAGCCGCUGACAAUCCCUACCUCUUCGUGUUCACGGGCGGGACCUCGUAAGGCUCACGAUGUGUGCAUACUUCGCUUCCUUAAAGAAUCACGUAGAACUAGUAGAACGGCGAUUCGGUAUCGCCAUCACAUCGCGGUCUGCGGCCUCGCGACGGGCGUCCGCCACGCGAGCGCUCGAGCUGCGACCGUGAAGAGGGAUAUAAAGUCUUGGUCGCCCGACGAAUGACAAAGAGAUUCAUACCGUACUUAUUGAAUCAAUCUAAACCGUCAAGGACUUACUUUACUAAGACCUACAUACCUACUACCUACAUAAUUGAUAGUUAUUUAAUAUCUAAUACCCCAGAUAUCAAAUCUGCACCUACCUACCUACCUGCCAAUUACGCCGCAUCAUCGCCAUUAGCAAUCGCCAUUACCGAUCAUCUCAUCCCCAUACAAUAGUAAAAGAAAGCAAAAAAAAAAAGAUGCUCACUUCACUCCUCACCAGCCUAACCCUCCUCGCCCUCGCGGGAGCCACCCCGGUCCCGCAAACCGCGCAACAGCUCUCGCGGGCCAAGGCGUACCAGCUGCAGAUCCAGCUGCUGGACCCGACCAAGGAUCUCGAGCCGUCGAUCGCGGGCACGUACAUCGGCACGAUCCACGUGGGCGCGGGCCUCAACGUCGCGGUCGCGGGGGGGCGCAACGUGUCGGGCGACACGCCGUUCUACACCAACGGCACGGCGGCCGAGGGAUACGUCGAUGUGCUCAAUGACUUGGGUACCGCGUACCCGUGGGGCAUCAAGGUGCAGGACCAGAAUAGCAGCGAUGCGACGUAUCCUGGCGAGCACGAUGUUGAGAUUGAUGUUGGAGGGGGGUCGAAUGGGCUGGGUUUGGUUACGGAUGGUGGUGAGGUUACGUUAGGGGGUCUUGCCGCGGGGAAUUACGCUGUGUGUAAUCGGUUUAACGGGUAUGUGAGGGCGAACUUGACGAUGGUUAAGUACGUGUAUGAAGGCGAGACGCUGCCGGAUGGGUGUGUGGGGAUCGAGUUCGUGCCCCUGUGCGCGGAGCUGAAUACGCUGCCGGAGGGUAGCGAGUGGACGCAUGACUUUGUGCAGGAGGUUGAUUGUGUUGUUCCUGCUUAAAGGACUGGGGAGUGUAUACUGCCUGCUAAGCACUCAUGGGAGGUGAAAUGGGGGAUAUUGGGCGGAAGGCAUGUCGACCGUCUACUGGGCGCGACAUUAAUGGUAAUGUGCUAUUAUGAAGGGAUUCGAUUUAUCGGAUGGGCGAACGCAUGCCGCAUUCAAGGAGUUCGGAUAGCAUAGCGGGACUCAUGAGUUCAUGAUAUUAUAGAUCUUGAGAGUUAUUGCUCUAUCUAGAUACCUACCUAGUACAUACCUAUUUAAUGUGAAAGGAACUUGAUAACGAAG
Messenger RNA from Annulohypoxylon truncatum, 1490 nucleotides. RefSeq lists its product as uncharacterized. The record is from RefSeq and is a predicted model, not a curated record. Bases 549 to 1205 code for a protein of 218 amino acids. Lineage: Eukaryota; Fungi; Ascomycota; Sordariomycetes; Xylariales; Hypoxylaceae. The transcript has a single exon.